Ectocarpus siliculosus is the source of this 2668-nucleotide messenger RNA. The record is from the annotation of a GenBank genome assembly. Lineage: Eukaryota; Phaeophyceae; Ectocarpales; Ectocarpaceae.
AUGGUCGAGGACCACAUCAAGAACAACGUCGUCCGGGUGCCGGCUGCAGGCGGCUCUGGGAAGGGUGCUUACUUCCAACAGGCUGUGGGCAUCCCGCAAGGCUCGGUGCUCUCGGGCCUCCUGUGCAACUACUUCUUCUUUGGCCACAUCGAAAAGCGCCUCCUGGGCGACGUUCUCGACGGCGGCGUCCCGGAGCGGCCCCACCGCCCGCCCGGCGGCGGCGGAGCGCGAGGACUGUCGGCGAGAGCGGUUGGGCUCGAGCGUCGCAGCGACGGUAUUGGUGGCGGUAGUGGUAGUCAAGGCGAAGGCGCUACCUCUUCAUUCGCCCCCCCCGCGGGAGGGAAGCGCGGUAGGCCGGGUGAGCGAGAACGAGAACGAGAACGAGAACGAGGACGAGAACGAGAACGAGAACGAGAACAAGAAGGUGAAAGACCGCCGAAGUUCGCCCGCAUUUCACCCGCUUGUUCCCGCUUGGGCGACGCCGCUGCACCGGACUCCGAUCGAGCGUCACGCGGGGGCGUGCUUGGGGUUCCGAACGGCCGCGGCGGCGGCGGCAGUGACGGCAACCGUGGGCCACACGAAACGCCACAACAGCAGUCAUGCCGGAACACCGCUAACCAAAACGGAAGAGGACAUGGCUCGUACGGGCCCGUGGGCGGACCGCAUAGGGGCGAGCGCUGCAGACUCGGUGGUAAUGGUGACGAUGAGCAGCGAGGAAGGGGGCCCGCGGAGAGGGAAGAGAGUGGGGGGGAGAGCCCGUUUCCCGAUCCUGAGGGCGACUGCACGUUGCUGCGCCAGGUGGACGAUUUCCUCCUGAUCUCUACGAGCAAGGCUAAGGCCGAGUCCUUCGUAAGGGUGAUGCACGACGAGGUCAAGACGGGAGACUGGGGCUUUAGUGUGCACCAAGCGAAGACGCUGGUAAACUUCGACAUGGUCUUGGAGAGCAGAAAGGGAGGAGGCGGGCCAGGACAACCGUCCGUUCGGAGACAGGUACGACGGGUCGAAGGCGACAUGUUCCCCUGGUGCGGCGUGCGCUUCGACACCCGAACGUGCGAAGUCAUGGCCAACUACUCCAGGUACUCGAAGGCCGGGGUGGCGGAGUCGUUGACGGUGGACUCGAGGCGCGCCGGCGCGUGCCUGGUGGGCAAGAUGAAGCGGUUCCUGUCGCCCAAGUGCCACGCCCUCAUGCUCGACGAGGGGGAGCACCUCGGGAUCAACUCCAGGAACACCGUGCUGCUCAACGUGUACGAGAUGCUGUUGGUGUGUGCGGCCAAAACGGCCACUUCCGCUCUCCGUUUGCCUCGUGGUCCCGCUGGCAACGCCUCCUUGCUGUCGAACGGUGCUCUCGAGACGACGGCCUACGCCUACAGCCUGAUCCAGAACCGCUCCAACAGGCGCAACGGGAGUUUUGGCACCUCCAGAGGAGUGCGGUGCGUCUGCAAGUCAUGCCGGAACACCGCUAACCAAAACGGAAGAGGACAUGGCUCGUACGGGUCCGUGGGCGGACCGCAUAGGGGCGAGCGCUGCAGACUCGGUGGUAAUGGUGACGAUGAGCAGCGAGGAAGGGGGCCCGUGGAGAGGGAAGAGAGUGGGGGGGAGAGCCCGUUUCCCGAUCCUGAGGGCGACUGCACGUUGCUGCGCCAGGUGGACGAUUUCCUCCUGAUCUCUACGAGCAAGGCUAAGGCCGAGUCCUUCGUAAGGGUGAUGCACGACGAGGUCAAGACGGGAGACUGGGGCUUUAGUGUGCACCAAGCGAAGACGCUGGUAAACUUCGACAUGGUCUUGGAGAGCAGAAAGGGAGGAGGGGGGCCAGGACAACCGCCCGUUCGGAGACAGGUACGACGGGUUGAAGGCGACAUGUUCCCCUGGUGCGGCGUGCGCUUCGACACCCGAACGUGCGAAGUCAUGGCCAACUACUCCAGGUACUCGAAGGCCGGGGUGGCGGAGUCGUUGACGGUGGACUCGAGGCGCGCCGGCGCGUGCCUGGUGGGCAAGAUGAAGCGGUUCCUGUCGCCCAAGUGCCACGCCCUCAUGCUCGACGAGGGGGAGCACCUCGGGAUCAACUCCAGGAACACCGUGCUGCUCAACGUGUACGAGAUGCUGUUGGUGUGUGCGGCCAAAACGGCCACUUCCGCUCUCCGUUUACCUCGUGGUGCCGCUGGCAACGCCUCCUUGCUGUCGAACGGUGCUCUCGAGACGACGGCCUACGCCUACAGCCUGAUCCAGAGCCGCUCCAACAGGCGCAAGGGGAGUUUUGGCACCUCCAGAGGAGUGCGGUGCGUCUGCAAGAUUCAUCGUUUCGAGGUGACCUGGCUUGGCCUCCACGCCUUCAGGGAGGUGUUCGGCGCCUUCGCGAUGAAGGACCGCGGGUUCGCCCGCUGCAAGCUGGACGUAGAGAGAGCCCUCAGGGAAACUGCCGGUUCUCGGGGAGGAGGCUUCGAAGGGUUCAGCAGAAAAGUUCGCCAGGGCAAGGAGGGUGCGGCCGCUGCAGGCUGCGAGGAGGGAGCGACAUCCGACACGCAGCAUGGGGUGCGACGCGGCAGGGCGCACGGCCGGCUUCAACGUGUCGUGCGCUCGCCGGACGCGCUGUCGUUGCUGCAAACGCUCACGUCGUAAGCACGCGCGUAACAAUAGCCGGGCAGAACGAAUGUUUUCCAGGUAUCCCGCG